AUGUUCUUUGAGAGCCCGCCGCAAGGAGUGGCUUCAUCAUGCUCCUCCUGCUCUUUCAGCUCUCGGCCUACCGCCACGCAGUGUCGAAGAUCUGCCUGGCCCAAGUCGCGCCACUGGCGGCUGGCCUCCCACGUCAGGCGAGAGGUUCAGCCUUGGCUGGUGAUCAAGAAUUUCGUGAGCGAGGCAGAGCGGUUCGAGCUGCUUGAGUCUGCGAUGGCUCAGAAGCAGCAGGGCCUUCUCCUGCCAAAUCCAGCAGGACCGAGUCGCUACUUUCGGCGCUUAGAUGCCACCGGGGGAGUUGAUUCCUUGGUUGAGGCACUGACAGCUCGACUGGAGUCAGCGCUUGACUUGGGGAGCAGGCCCAGAGACGUCACGCUUGGCCGCGUAUGCUCGUACAUUGAGCCAGGAGGCUUCAUUCAUGAACACCGGGACAGAUACGUGUCCGAAACUUCUGGUCUGGCAGGUUUGUCGCAUCUUCGCGCGAAUGUCGUGGUGCAAAUGGAGAAGUCAGGCCAGCCCAUCAUCGCUGGGAAGAGCGUCCCAGUGGAAGAGGGUGAUGCUUGGGUAUUCUUGGCAUCCAAAGAGCUGCACGCCACGGCUCUCAUCGAAGGCCUUAAGCCUCGGAUUGUCUUUGGCUUCGGAUGGCUUGACAAGGACAGCUGGGAGAACAUUCCGCCUAUGGUCUUCAAGUCCUUUCAAGCAACAAAUGCCAACAUGAAUGCCGUCAAAAAGUGGGCCGAGUAUUACGAGGGGCGCACCAAGAGCCAAACCGAUUCCAUGACCAAGAUCGAGGAGAAGGUGUUGGCACUCGAGGGAAGCAUCGGGGUCUUGCGGGAGCAAAUGGUGAGUGGGGAGGAUCACCGGUCAGAUGUGGCGGAAGAGUUGAGGCAGCAUGCGGACAAUUGCGCCAGCACUUUCCAGCGAAUGGCAUGGUGCAUGGGCAUUGUCUUUAGCCAGAUCGGCCAGACUUUCGGUUUGCAGCGGGAGACAGAGGAGGAAGUAGAAGGCUCUGGGGAUCGCCAGCCGGCUCCAUUGGGAGUUCUGAUGGCCCCAGAAGGCUUGGAAAGAGAUGUGGAGAUGAUUCAAUCGGCUUUCGAGCGCUGGCGCGAGCUGCAAGCAGCAGAUCAACUCCGCCAUGCCUCGGUACAGUCCUGCAUGCAGGACUUGAGCCGAUCAGUCGAUGAAUCCCAUGAGAAGAUUGCUGCCUGCAACGAGAUUGUGCAGGACAGUGUGAAUGCCAACGAGUCUCUGAAGAACGAGCUGGAAAAGACCGGCGCUGCUGUGCUAGAACUGCAAUCAUUGCAAGUGAAGCACGACGACGUCGAAUCAGCCGUCCAGCGGAAGGGGGAGGAACUGGAGACCCUUCACAGGAUGACAGAGCAGAGUGUGGAAAGGUUGGGCCGCGGUGUCGAGGAUCAUUUGGCAGAAGUGCAGCGCCUGGUGGCGGACAUCAGCCGUCAAACCGAUGAGAGGAUCGCAGAUCACAGUAAUCAGGUCUCAAGGAUGGUGGAGGGACACAUGAAUCCCCUCAAUGCCUACCUCAACACGAUGCACGUGAAAACAGACGCCAUGCGGGUUGACGUUGACAAGCUCAAGGAUAAGGCGCCGGAGUUGAAGUCGAGGAUCGAGGCAGUGGUGACGCAGCUCCAGGACUUAGAAGAGGCUCACAGAGGCACUGUCUCCCAGCUGCAUGCGGCUGUAGAUGCAGUGAAUGCGAACAUGGAAGCACAUUCUGACAGACAUAUUGGACACCACAAUGAGCUGAGCGGGUCCGUGAAGGACAUGUUCAGUGCUUUGACCGGACGUCUUGCAGAGCUGCAAGCCUUCGCAGACACCACGGCAGAGUCCUUGGAGCUGGUGAAGCGAGAAGACCUGAGCGGUCUUGCCAGGGAGCUGCUGUCGCUGGACCAGAAGGUGGCCAAAUGGGUGCACUCGAACCCAUUGCCUGCAAAGAUCAGUGAGGCCCGGCUGUACUCGUUGGAAGCAAGACUUUCGGACGAAAUGGAUGCUCGGAUUGCCUUGGAGUGCAAGGUGCGGAAGACUAUCACUCCUCGAAUGCGGGACGACACUGCGGAUCUGGUGCUGCCACAGUUGUCGCAGGAGCUGUCACAAGGCUUCGCGCGGGGAAGAAAGCCUAGCGGUGAUCGCCGAUAGGGAUGCACGCAAGAGUUGAACUGAGACAUCCAGCCAGCUUGCUUGCCAAAAGUUUCUACCGUGUACAAAGUUUCGUCGCAGUUUCUACCAAAGUUCGUUUGCUCUGGCAAAACCCAGAGACACGAGUGCCUUUCUCAAGCCGCGCGCAAGCAGCGCUAGCGGUGAAAGAAGAGAAUCGGCACGUAGAGCUCGAAGG
Molecule: messenger RNA, 2350 nt
Organism: Effrenium voratum
Lineage: Eukaryota; Dinophyceae; Suessiales; Symbiodiniaceae
Source: the annotation of a GenBank genome assembly